Oryza sativa Japonica Group (Japanese rice) is the source of this 676-nucleotide messenger RNA. Its product is annotated as pollen allergen Lol p 2-A. Gene Ontology annotation, cellular component: extracellular region. Lineage: Eukaryota; Viridiplantae; Streptophyta; Magnoliopsida; Poales; Poaceae. The record is from RefSeq and is a predicted model, not a curated record.
GCAACAUCUAUCACCCAACUCAUCGAUCCAUCCCUCUAUUAUCAAGAAACAAACAAGAUUACUCCAGCUAACUAGCUACCUUGGCAAUGGCCUCCUUAUCCUCCUUCCUGCUCGCCGCAGCAGUGGCGACACUGUUUGUCGUUGGCUCAUACGCCACCGAGCUUACCUUCAAGGUUAAUGAGGGCUCUAGCGCAACUAGCCUGGAACUCAUCACCAACGUCGCCAUCUCUGAGGUGGAGAUCAAGGAGAAGGGUGCCAGCGACUGGACGGCGCUGAAGGAAUCAUCGUCUAACACCUGGACGAUCAAAAGCGGCUCGCCACUCAAGGGCCCCUUCUCCGUCCGCUUCCUCGUCAAGAAUGGCGGGUACCGCGUCGUCGACGAUGUCAUCCCCGAAAGCUUUACGGCCGGCUCUGUCUACAAGAGUGGUAUCCAGCUCUAAGUAACAUACACGUAUGCUUUUUUUUUGUUGAGUCGCAUGAGAAUUUUUAGCCUCUAAAUAAUUCUAUUUUAAGACAGAUUGGGCCGCCUGCGAGCGAGCCAAAAAAUAUUUUUCUGUUGUCAUUUCAUCGGUAAUAGUCCAUUGACAAAAUGGAUCUGUUUGUCCUUUGUUUUUAAACGGACUGAGUACUUAAAUUGUUGUUAAGAUUGUGUUUUAUACUAUAUCUUCUCAAUUUC